This is a messenger RNA of Pseudopodoces humilis (Tibetan ground-tit), 2292 nucleotides long. The record is from RefSeq and is a predicted model, not a curated record. Lineage: Eukaryota; Metazoa; Chordata; Aves; Passeriformes; Paridae.
AUGAGCGGGGCCGGGGCCGGGGCGGACCGGCCGUCCCCGGCCAAGCUCCGCCGCCUGGACGAGCCCAGCGGGACGGGGCCUGCCGCCGCCGUUACCCGCGGAGAGAGGGCCCGUUCCCCCACCCCCGUCGGAGGUCGUGGUGAGGGCCGCAGCGCGCGCGCGCGGGGUGACGGGUCCGGGCAUGCGCGGGGCGGGGACGCGCGCGCGCCCCCUGGCGGCGGCCCCGGGAGCGCGGCUGUGACCGGGGAGGGGCUGGAGACCCCCGGGGGGGGCACGGGGGGGGGCGAGACCACCGGACAGGCCGUGGCCAGCCGGGAGAGCACCGGACAGGCCGUGGCCAGCCGGGAGAGCACCGGAGAGGUCACAGAGGACCUGGAGACCACCGGAGGGACAGCAGGGAGCUUGGAGACCCCCAACGGGCCCGACGGGAGCCUGGAGAACAGCAAGAGAUGCAAAGGGAGCCUGGAGACAACAAGAACUGACUGCUUGGAGCAGGAAAAAGAGGGUUUGGAGAGCGCCAGAGAGGUCACGGAGGGGAUGGAGACCGCGGGGGACCUGGGAGUUGCUGUCACCCACCCCUUGGAGCGGAGCAGGGGUGUCCUGGAGACUCCUGCGGAAUCCAGGGGAAACCUGGAGACCACCAGAGAGGCCACGGGCAGCGCUGGGACCACCAACGGGCGCAAAGGGAGUCUGGAGACAGCCGUCAUUCGCUGCUUGGAGCAAGGGAGAAGGAGCAAGGAGGGCCGGGCCAGCACCACCAAGGUCCUGGGCAACGUGGAGAGCGAUGCUUCUGCCGCCGGGGAGCUGAAAAGCACCAGCAGGCGCAAGGCAAAGACCCCUGCGAGGCCCAGGGGGAGCGUAGAGACCAGUCCCCGGUGCCUGGAGUGGGAGAGAAGCGGGAGGGGGGCCCUGGAGGCCGGCAGGGAGGUCCUGGAGGACACAGGGAGCCUGGAGACCACCGUCACUGGCCACGAAAAGCGGGACAGAGAGCAGAAAGGGGGAGUGGAGCCCACCACGGAGCCCCAAGAGGGCCUGGAGCCCACCCCCACAGCUUGUGUGGGGCAGAGCCGGGGCGGCCCCGGGCUCCCGGAUCUCCUGGGGGUCCCAGAGCCCGCGGGGGUCCCGGUCCCCAAGGAGCACGUGGCCGAGGAGAGCGCGGUGAUCUCCCUGGACGAGGACGAGGAGGAGGAGGAGGAGCGGGACGAAGGCCCGGCGCGGUACCUGGCGGCGCUGGAGGCCGUGCAGCUGGAGCUGGAGGCUGUGGAGGAGGAGGCGGCUCGAGCCUUUCGCCGCCUCCGCGCCCGCUUCUGCCUCCGCCGCCGGCCGCACCUGCAGCACCGCAACCGCCUCAUCCAGCACAUCCCCGGCUUCUGGGUCACCGCCUUCCUGAACCACCCGCAGCUCUCGGCCAUGAUCAGCGACCGCGACGAGGACGCGCUGAGCUACAUGACGAGUCUGCAGGUGGAGGAGUUCGGCCAGAGCCGCCCCGGGUGCCGCAUCCGCUUCUUCUUCAGCGUCAACCCCUAUUUCCAGAACGACGUCGUGGCCAAGGAGUUCGUGCGCAGCCCCUCGGGUCACCUCGUGUCCCACUCGACCCCGAUCCGGUGGUGGCAGGGCCAGGACCCCCGGUCCCGCUCCCACAAGGGCCCCCCAGCCCCCCGCAGCUUCUUCGCGUGGUUUGGGGACCACAGCUUCCCUGCGGGGGACCGUGUGGCCGAGAUCAUCAAGGAGGAGCUUUGGCCCAACCCGCUCCAGUUCUACCUGCUGGGGGAGGGCGCCGAGGGACCCCCUGACAGCGAGAGCGGCGAGGACUGCGUGGUGAUCCUGGAUGACGACGAGGACGUGCAGGAGAUCCCGGAUGACGGCGAUGGCAGUGGCGUGGAAGAGGUCCCGACUGAGGAGCCCCCCAACCCCCCCGUGGGACAGAAGGAUCCCAACAGGGGCAGAAUCUAAUUGGGGGGGGGGGGGAUUUGGGGGUGCUGCACAUCUCCACCCCCCCACUCCCCCCCUCAGCAUUGCGGGUAACGAGGGGCUGGGGGCCCCCAACACAGCUCAGGGUGUUUGAAGGCCUUUCACCCCCCCCUUCCCCCCCAAACCUUUCAGGAGCCCCCCCUCCAGGGACCUGGGGGGUGGGGGGGGUCCCCCCUAAAUCCUUUCCCCCCCCCACACCACACACAAGGGGAGAAACACAACCAUUUCCUGACCAUUUUUGUACAUGUUGGGUUAAAAAACUUGUAAAAUUUCCUUUUUAUAUCUAAAAAUAUAUUAUAAUAAAGAGAAAGUUUUAAGAGA